Molecule: messenger RNA, 8903 nt
Organism: Anopheles cruzii
Lineage: Eukaryota; Metazoa; Arthropoda; Insecta; Diptera; Culicidae
Gene: pyd
Product: tight junction protein ZO-1
Exons: 16
Coding region: 1-7758 (2585 amino acids)
Biological process (GO): cell-cell adhesion; cell-cell junction organization; protein localization to cell-cell junction
Cellular component (GO): plasma membrane; bicellular tight junction
Molecular function (GO): cell adhesion molecule binding
Source: RefSeq, a predicted model, not a curated record
AUGGCCGACGAAACGGCUGAAGUGCGAUCGCUUUUGGUGCGUCACCGAGUGUCGAUCGCGCGGGAUCUCGUAGGGACGGCACUGACGGCGGUGCUGCUAAAGAACAGCGUGCUAACGGCGGCCCAGGAAGAACAGCUGAACAUCGAGGACGAUCUAAAUUCCCGCUGCGAGCAACUUAUCGAGCUGAUCGCCGGUGGCGGCUUCGAAAAGUUCAAGCAAUUCUGCUACGCCAUCGAAGCGGAGUGCGGCCAGCUGAUUUCGGACCUGAUCAACGAUAAACUUUCACAAGUAGAUGAUGACGAUGACGAUGGCGGUGCCGCGAAAGGUUACGACGAUGCCAAAGUUACCGCCGUCCCCGGAUCUGUUGCUGCCGCGACUGCGGCCGCCAGCAUCACCGCCGGUGACGACAUAUUGGGAGUCACGCACGACGAUUCGUCACUCAAGAACGGCAGGGAUACGAUCGAUUCGAAUCGGUCGCGAAGAAGUACCAGUUACUGUGGAACGGCCACGCCAACGCCUUCGACCGCUCCGAUCAACAAUGUCGUGUCCUCGCGCCGAUCGUCACUCAUCUCGGCAUCGGCAGCGAGUGGUCACGGCGCAGUUCACCAGCUACCACCGCCGAUUCCGCAGCUUCCGGCGAAGUCGACACUGCCGGGCAACCACCUGAUGCUGGUGCCGAGCGGUGACAGCAAGUUUGCCGUGUCGAACAACAACUUUAACAACUCGACCGUCAGCAGCGGUAGCACCAGUACCUCCAGCAACAACCAAAGCGACAGGGGCACCAAUCCGGGCGCCACCGAUGGCACGGGGUCGGCCACCAGGCCGACGGUGAUGCUUCCACCCUCGGCCAAGCGACUCCAAAAGUCGGAAUCGGCUGCCUACUCGUACUUCAACCCGAAACGGUUCAGUUCGCCACCGUUCGGAGACAUCCUGGGUGGCACCACCGACCGGCGGUUGAAUCUGAAGAACAAAACGGCCAGCCUGUUCCGGAGCAAAUCGAAGAAAGAGCCGCGCACGUACGAGGCUCACCGUUCGCUGAACGACACGAUCGAGGUGCUGGCGGACCAGGUGAUCGAGGACGAGAAGGUGGUUGAACGGACAUCCUGGGACUACAACACCGUCACGCUGUCGCGGGUGCCCGGCUAUGGGUUCGGCAUUGCCGUGUCCGGUGGCCGCGAUAACCCGCACUUCGCCAACGGUGACCCGUCCAUAGCGGUGAGCGAUGUGCUGAAGAAUGGACCCGCCGAGGGACAGCUACAGGUGAACGAUCGCAUCAUUUCCGUGAACGGCAUAUCGCUGGAAAACGUUGAGUACGCCACGGCCGUCCAGGUCCUGCGGGACAGUGGCAACACCGUAACGCUGAUGGUGAAGCGCCGUGUUCCAAACCAUACCCUGCUGCAUCCGUUACCGGCGAAUAUGGUCAUGCCUGGCGCAGGGGGACCCGCCUCGGCCACCACAGGCGUCGGAACUGCCGGUGGUGGACCACCACCACCACCCGGCGUUGGGAUGAAUUCGCACCAGCAUCAGCACAGCCUUAGCUCUACCGGGCUCGGUCUGGUGGCCAACAAUGGAUCUCAGCAGCAAAUCAAAGUCAUCGUAGCGAAGGCGAACAAAAAGGACGAUUUUGGCAUCGUCCUCGGGUGCAGACUGUUCAUUAGGGAAAUAUCUUCCAAGACGAAAGAUCAGCUGGCGGCCAACGGAUACUCGCUGCAGGAAGGUGACCUGGUUACCAGAAUACACAACACGAACUGCAACGAUGCGAUGAGCUUGAAGGAGGCGAAGAAGAUCAUCGACGGGUGCAAGGAACGGCUAACGCUGGCCGUGGUGCGCGAUGCGAACGGUGCUGGGUACGGUGGUUCUGGUAGCGGUGGUGUUGCCAGCCCUGGUAUGCAGUCUUCGGUCUACUCGCACGCGGCUCAAGUGUCAAACUGUAGCAAUAUGGACGAAAGCUAUCUGAACGGCACGGGCGGCCCGUACUCAGGUCAGAAUCUGUACGUACAACCUCCGACGCGCCCGUCGGCCAUGAGCACACUGUUGGUGGACGACAAAAGUAACCUCACGCCCCGGGGCCGUUCGAGGGGUCCACUGACCGAUAUUUCGCUGCAACAGCUCGAUAGACCCAGCACGCCACCCGGUACCUCGAGCCGGACGACGGGCGUCGACGGUGGUCCGUCGGGCCAUUCACGAUCACGGAGCGCCGUGGACGAACCACCGAGACCACCGCCACCGCGCGGCGAAGACUUCUACGCAACGCGGCGCCAGCUGCUGGACGAGAAACCACCGACGAGCGAACCGCGGUACAUUACAUUCCAGAAGGAGGGCUCGGUCGGUAUCCGGUUGACCGGUGGCAACGAGGUGGGCAUCUUCGUGACAGCCGUCCAGCAGAACAGUCCCGCGUCCGCGCAGGGCCUCGUACCGGGCGACAAGAUACUGAAGGUGAACGAUAUGGACAUGAACGGAGUUACCAGGGAGGAAGCGGUCCUGUUUUUGCUCAGUCUGCAGGAUCGCAUCGAUCUGAUCGUGCAGUACUGCCGGGAAGAGUUCGACACGAUCACCGCGCAGCAGCGGGGCGAUUCGUUUCACAUCAAAACACACUUUCACUGCGAUACGCCGACAAAGGGCGAGCUGUCGUUCAAGGCGGGCGACGUGUUCCGGGUGAUAGACACGCUGUACAAUGGCGUGGUCGGCGCCUGGCAGGUGCUGCGCAUCGGGCGAGGCCACCAGGAGCUCCAGCGGGGUGUCAUCCCGAACAAAGCGCGGGCCGAGGAGCUGGCCACGGUGCAGUUUAAUGCGAGCAAAAAGGAGCUGAACGCUUCCGAGUCGCGGGUCAGCUUCUUCCGGCGGCGUCGCUCGACGCACCGGCGAUCCAAGUCGCUGUCGCGCGAGAACUGGGACGACGUUGUGUUUUCCGAUGCCAUCUCAAAGUUUCCGGCGUACGAGCGGGUCGUGCUGCGCCAUCCGGGCUUCGUGCGGCCGGUCGUAACCUUCGGACCGGUGGCGGACAUUGCGCGCGAGCGACUGAUGAAGGACUUCCCGGACAAGUACACGGCACCGCUGCAGGACGACGAUAAGGGUUCGUCCAAGUGCGGCGGUAUCGUGCGGCUGUCCAACAUCCGUGACAUCAUGGAUCGGGGCAAACACGCACUGCUCGAUGUCACCCCGAACGCCGUCGAUCGCUUGAACUACGCCCAGUUCUACCCGAUCGUGCUGUUCCUGAAGGCGGAGAGCAAACACACGAUCAAGCAGAUGCGCCAGGGACUGCCAAAGUCCGCUCACAAGAGCAGCAAGAAGCUGUUCGAACAGUGCCAAAAGCUGGAGCGCGUCUGGUCGCACGUGUUCAGCACCACGAUCAAUCUGAACGACCCGGACACCUGGUACCGGAAGCUGAGGGAUUCCAUCGACCAGCAGCAGAGUGGUGCCGUGUGGAUGUCGGAGACAAAGCCGGUAGAAUCCUUGUCCGAUGAUUUCCUUUUCCCGAUGACGACCUCCCGCCUGUCCUACGCUUCGAGUCCGGAGUCGGAUCUGGAGCUGAGCCCGGGACCAUCGGCAUCACUCUCAUUGGGCAACUUACCACAACUGGUGAAAUCAAGCUCUGAUCCAUCGAUUGCCACUAAUCAGGAUAACUUGGAUAGGGAUAGAGAACUCGGUGACGGAAUGCCACCACCAUACACGAACCCGUACGACCAUGCGGGACACCCGCGCCGGAUGACGGUGGACAAUAAGUAUGGGUUUUCGUCGAGCAACACGGCUGGCCCUUCGACUAGCGGUAUAACUGCGGAAGACGCCAUCUAUGGAGCGUCUUCGGCCCGGCCUGCCCCACCGAUACAGGGUACAGCAAAUGGUGCGCACUUUGGCAAUGUCCCUGAUCUACCGCCUCGCGUCGAUCGAGCAUCGAAACCGGCCACGGCUAGUGGUGCCCCCAGUACAUCUGGGUCUUCACUUCCAUCGCGCAAUUCCAGCUCGGGUGGCACUCUUGGUCGGUCCGCCCAGGAGCGACUGUUUGGUGGCAAACAAUCUUCCAGCGACGCGCUGCACGAUCCAACGGUACACGAAGAGUACAGCAGCAGAAAUCAGCUGCUCGGACUUGCGCCCGGUACCGACAAGCGAUCGGGCGUGAUGCCGAUGAUGAACGGAACUGGUGCGCCCGGCAGUUCACUAGAGCGUAACCCGAACACGUCGCUCGAUCGUGGCCGCGGUACGGGCGGCCAUCAGCCGCCGCCACCGGCCGGAAGCAACACCAACACGCCGAGUAAAGCGAACGGAUCGUACGACAGUGUGUCCAGCUACGAUUCGUACAAUACGUCGCAGCUGACCGCACAGAAUAUGAGGUUAGGACCCAAUGCACCCGAUGAUCUGAAAUCGGUGCCAAAUAACCGUAACGGUGUUCACCCUAUGCAAGCGAAUCCAUCCGGCCAUUCAGAGUAUGGGCGUAAUCCGUCGAUGAACACCACAUCGGAUAUGCUGCUGACGACGGCCAGGGGCAACUACAAUGGCAGUGGAGUGCAUGAUCCACUAGCACCGCGGAACUCUGGAGAGCGUCCCGGUGGAGCAAUGAAUAUGCCACAACGCCCAACGAACCUGGUGCUGGAUAGUCCCCGGAAGCACAUGAUUGAAACGAAAACCGAUUACGGCAAAUACAGUCGAAAUAAUUCGGCCUCGCAGGCAGAUUACUCAAAACCGAACAAGGGACCAUCGAUGAUUGGUUCUCCGGGACCGCCACCGCCCGGAGCCAUGGGCAGCAACGGUGCACCGUUUAAGCCCGUGCCACCGCCGAAGCCUAAGAACUAUAGACCUCCGAUCGGUGGAGUUGGCAGCAACGGCUCCGGAAUGCAUCAUUCUGGGCAGUGGGACAAUGGGGAACCCAUUUCACCACGAUCUCCGGAUGCGUUCUACUAUCCUCCCAUGCCGUCGUCCCAUUAUCACCAGGGCAUGGCGCACAAUGUGCCCAGCUCGCCCAACAACGGCGCAUCGCAUCAACCGUCCAUGCACCCGUAUAACCCGUAUGCCGGGGCGAACGGAGGGCCCAUGGUCGGGAUGUCUGGUGGUGCCGGUACCGGUGGCCCAAUGUACAACGGCAACGCCAACGGUAGUCAUUCCUAUAUGGGCAAUGGUGUCAGGGAAAUGGCAAUGGGUACGAGUAACGGUUAUAACCACGGUAACGCACAAUACCCCUACGGCAAUACUUACAUGCAAAGAGGUAAUGGGGCUGGAACUCAUGGCAUACGCAAUAUGCCAGUACUGCACCCUUCUGAUCGACAUGCGCUCGAUCUGGCCGGAAGCCGAGAGCAGCGUGGAUCGGCUUUCGAACUGUACCGCAAGCCGCAGCUAGGUACAGUAGUCGGGCACCAUCACAACAUACGAGACAUGGAGCCAAUGAUGUCAAUCCAUGAGUUCAAUCAGCAUCAGCAGCACCUGAUGCACCAGCAGCGCAUGCGGCACUUGCAGCAACAGCCGCUGCCCCCGAUACCGCCCCAAUCGGGCGGGGUGGCCUAUGCCCGGGAUCCGUCUCUUCCGCCCGAGCUACCGGCGAAACCACCGAAGAAAAACAUACUCAAGUCGCCCCUGAAAGCGAUCAAGAAUGCAUUUAUCAAGUCCACGCGGCCACUACGCCGCCAGGUGAGCAUGGCGGAUUCGGAUAAGAAGUCGCUCCGGCCGAUACUGAAGCGGCAGCACUCGUUGAUGGAACCACGCUUGGGUAGGAUGCGCAUGCCGGACCCACAGUACGAUCAGCGUGCGGUGUAUGCUCAGCAGCAGCAGCAGCAGAUGUACUAUAACGAUCCGCGAUAUCCACCGUAUCAAGGACCCUACUCGCCGCAACUCGCCGGUGGCUAUCAGCGUCACGAGCCAUACUACCCAAAGGAUGCGAACAGUACCUAUCAGAACCUGGAAAUGGAAUCAAUGUACGGGAAUAGUGCGAGCGGGCGCAGCAGCGGUGGUCCGUCUGCUUCCUAUUACGAGCAGGAGUGCUAUCAGCAGGACGAAAAUUUAUACGCCAAUCGGGCGCUGAUCGAGUUGGAGCGAGGCCGGGGCCAGUUAGGGCCCGGGGCCACCGUCAGUACGCUCGGUCGACGGAUAGUGCGGCGUCACAGUAUGGCCGAUCGAACCGCUCCCUCGCCCAGCUUCAGUCAGCUAAAUCGACGCCGAAUGGGUUCGGAGCGGGCGCAGCACCACACGCCCAUACUGGCGCACCGAAUGGGCAACGCUGAUGGGGUCUGCAACACCAGUAUCGGCGAUGAGUCCAUCUAUCAGAGCAAGAGUGGUUCGUUCCUGUACAACGAAGCGAGGGAGCAUGCACGGCGCGCCUAUGACGAUCCGGUUUAUCAGAGUCGUCGCGAGAUGCACCGCGAUCACCUCUACCAGAGCAAAAAGCAGAUGCAAGAUCGCAUUCAACAAAGCAGGCUCGUGGAGAUGCAGCAACAGCCCAGUUCUUCGCCAGCUUCGGGCAACAGUUCAACAGCCACUGGACCGAGCGGUGGCCAUGGGGGCGAUCGUUUCCCACGAAAGGAUCUCGCCCAAGGUACGAGUGGUUCGUGCUCCAGCUCCCCGAACUCUCCGUCCAGUAGUUCCUGCAAGAGCAACUACUCCGCGUCUCGCAAUGGAGAGUUGCGCGAACGGCGCAGCCAGAUGCGCGAUCAGAUUCACCAAUCCCGCAAGGAAGCAAUGGAAUCGAUGGCCGAACCGGUGUACGUGUCCCGCAGGGAACUGAAGCACGAACCCAUCUACGAGUCGAAGAAUGAGCUCGAUUCGGCUGGCCAGCCACCGCAGCCUCCGAUCGAGGAGAUGGCCUCAAUGAACCUAGCUGCCCCGGAACAACCGGAUGAGGGACCGGAAAGUGUAACACCCGAGGCGGCGGCUCCUACUCCUACUGCUGGAUCCUCCCCGAAGGAUACCGUACCGGCAACUGAACAAGCAAUUCCCAUGACGGUGGCUCCUUUAGCGGCCGAAGAAGAUGACGAAGAUGAUGAAGACUCGGUGGAGCGCACGCUAAUGACAAGCAAUAAUGAGACCGUCCUGGAGAAAGGGGCCUCUCCCAGUUCCGCAAAUACCAGUUUCAAACAGAAGCCAGCACCUGGACAGGCAACACCGAAAAGCAUGCGAGCGACACACAUAUCAAACUUUCUGAAACGGACGGCUCCACCCGUUAUGCCGCCGCCGCCGCCACCUCCUGCGGGCGGACACGUGACCUCACCAGGAGGCACCCGGGUCACACCGGAAGCGUACACCAGCCGUUCGUCGAUCGAAACCCAGUACACAACCUCGUCUCAGAUGAGCCUACCGAUCGGGCCUCCGAAUGCCACCAGCACACCGUUUGCGAGCGACAUGUCGCUGGGACUCCCGCCGCCUCGGCAACCGAUCACACGGCGCGGGAUUUUCGAUGCGGCUGGAGGCAAUCUGUGCGAUCCGAUCUGGAACGUUUCGCUGCACAUACCGCCGGGGGCGAUCGCGCCGGGCGUCCAGCAGGAGAUCUACUUCACUGUGACCGAUCCGCGGCUGAGCGAAAGCGUCGGUGGACCGCCGCUGGACAUGGAGAAUGGUGAAACAAUGCUCUCUCCGCUUGUGAUGUGUGGUCCGCAGGGAACAGAAUUUUUGCAGCCGGUUACACUUAACAUACCACACUGUGCUGGGCGCACUGCCUCGCUAGGUUUAUCCCUAAAGGCAACCGAUAGCGAGAAGAAUCUACGGACCGACUGGGAGGACAUCGAUUUGCCCAGCAACACGGCAGCCCACACCGUCUCGGUGAAGGUGGACCAUUUUUAACACAUUCGUCGUCAUAUAAAGGAAACCAGUUGCCAAUAGUGACUAUUGUGCUUUAUCACAACUUCGCAAAUACUUUGCCGCUAGCUUGUAACACGUAAAUUCUUUAGUAUGUUUAUAUUUUUACGCGCGUAAGUAGAUGUACCUCGUUGUCCCAUUAAAGUUAGCAAAGUCUAGCGAGUAUUACCAUCACAAUCGACCCGAACAAUUGUGCCUUUUUGCAACUAGUUUACUUUCUUUCGGAUGUAUCGAAAUAUACAUUUAGCCUUGUAAGUCCCGAGCAUACGAUGCAUUCGCUCCCGCAAUUGAUGUACAUUAUGCCAAUUUAUACAACAUUAUUGUUCAGUUGAAGUCUCUUGCAUUUGUUGCUCCCCAAAAAUGCAUGUUUGCCAUUUUAUUUUGUAACAGUGGAGGAAAGAGAAACAUCCUAGGGGCAGCCAAUAUUUAAAACAUUUCUAGAAGUCGCCGGCAGCAGAUAGUGUAAAUAAUGAAACUUUAAGCCAAUCGUACAGAGUAUAAGAUUUAGACGCUUUAUUAUAUUGUAUGAGUCUGUAAGUCAUUGUUUUAUGCUAUCUCAAGCACACCACAAGAAUCCUAGACCGACGAGCAGCAUGUCAGCAUAGAACGAACAAUUCGACAUUACUUUGGUGCGAGGAAUACGUGAUGACAAAAUGAAAUUUAUUUCGCUUUUAGCUACCGCAUAUUUUACCAUAGCCGUUAUUUGAAAAGAAGCAAACAAUUCAAAAUGAGACAGGGUGUAGUUGUAGAGUAAUUCGAUGCUUUUUCUACCGGAAACGAUUCAGGUAGUUGAUAAGUCUCCGAUAGCCUUUGCAGGUGGCAUUACAAUUAAAAAGCAGGGGUAAUUUUGAAGAUGCCAUUAAGAGGUGCUGCUGCACGUUAACUUUCUUUGGUACUGCGGGAUGUCGGUAGAAGCUACAUAAAUUGAACAAAUCCAAACUAGAAGCGCGAUUUUGAAUUACAAAGAGAGUAGCAGGAAAAUAAUAAAAUUAUGGUUUUAGUGUUGAAAUGCUUCUACUAAAAUGCAGUCUCUGUUUUAUGUCACGAGCAGGUAUUGAGGCGUCAUUUAUGAAAUAAAUCGCGGGAAAAUGGGAUAUAGGAUCGGAAGAACAUAGUUUGUAGGGUAUUUU